AUUGUUCACGCUCUGUUUUAGCCUUUCCUCUUUUUUCUCUCUUUGUCCAAGCAGAACUCUACAGACAUCGCUAGCCAGAAAAAAGAGAUUAUGGAAAUACUUCACUACCAUUAGGUGCUGCCACACAAUGGAGGUAGCCGCCCAGGAAUCCCAAGACAGCCAGGCCAUCUUUGACGCCGUCAAGGCAGACUUGCAGCUGACGCUGCAGUCCUCCAGCGCUUCUGCCUUGCCUCAAAACAGCACAGGCGACCACACAGCCAGCAACGGCGCGUACAGCUUCACCAGUCUUUCCAGUUUGGGCCAUCGACUGGAUGCUUUCCGACGACACAGCCACGGCCACGCUGCAGAUGCCUCUGGCGCGGGUCGCGUGCUAACAGAAAACCGCCAGCAAGCAAACAUUCAGCUGUCACGGCUUCCCCAGAUAAAUGGCCUAGCCAAACAACCACAUCCCUCUCCACGACAGCUGCCGCCUCAGCUCCCGACCUUACGAACAAACGUCAUCAUGGACGCCCCGGACGAAGAUAGUAUGCCGCCGACGCUUGUGCAGGACGUGAUACCACAUUAUGAAGAGGAACCAACGCUCUUGGUGAUCCCAGAAGAAGACUCGGAGCUCUCCCUCACGCAGAGAAACUCGAAUCGCAGCAACCUGGACAAUAAGUCGCAGCCAUUCGCCAAUCUCGAUACACAACAGUCAGGCUUUGAAGCCCGCACAUUCGACGACGACGAAACGGGAGCCGUCAACUUUGGUCAUCUGAGCGAGCUGAAUCAGCCAUCAUCGCCAGUGUCGGUUGAUGAGGGUUUCGAUAACACCCGAAGCGGAUGGCGCUUGCAAAACGGAGAAUUACAAGAGUUUCCUGGCCAAACGCCCUUCAAGUCGAAUGCAGGAUUUCCAGAGACACCUGCUCUGCCGAGGAAUCCCUUUGCUGGACAAGUCGAUGCGGCCGCUCCUCUAGGUGGUACACAGCUCUUUGGGGCAACCCAGCUGCUGACAUCCGCUGUUAAGCACAGCCCAACCUCAUCUCGGCCCUCGCCAAAUGUCCUUCACAACUCCAUAUCUUCCAACUUUCUAGAAACCUCGCCCUUGAAAAACCGAACGAAUGUCUCCUCUCCGCCGACCCUACGAACAUCCAGCCCGAAUCAUCACACAGACGUUCCCGCCACAGUCGUACGAACGAAUCGAUUGCCCUCGCUGGCCGAAGAAACUCCCCUGGCUCGGUUUGCUGUACAAGACGCAAUUAUUCCAGAGUCGCCUCUGGUUCGUGGCAAUGGUGUCUUCCAGCCAAGCGCGCACUAUGAAUCUGUGAACAAGUCCCAGCAACGAAAAGCACCACCAGUAUCCAUUCUAGAGGACACCGACUCGGACGAUGACACGAUACAGAUGAAGAGAAAACGUCUUGCUGAUAGAAAACGGGCAUUUGGUGCCGAAAAAUUGAGCCGUGUUUCUGUUGAACGACCGGUUCGACGAACCUCAUCUGAACAACCCGAAGUAAAACGCCGACGAUUCAACGAAGCGACGGCCGAGAAGACUGCGACGACCGCCAUUACAGUAUCAGCGUCUGAUGAUGCUACGACAAAGUCUCGAUCGAAUUCGAUCGGGCAAUCACAAAAGCCAAUCCCACAGUCGCUAGAGCCCCCAUCAUUAGAAUCCACCAAGGCAACACCCAAGGACGACGUAGGCGCGACGGUCCAAGGCACGCAGGGAACUGCUGAGAACGUAUAUGACGAUAUAAUUCCCGCUACAAGCCCUGUGCAGGCAUCACCUGCCAUCAUCACACAGGAUGAUGUUUCUGGUGCUGACCAGGAUCUACCUCCCUUACCAAAUGAUGCCGUUGAAGCUGGUGAUGCUGAAAUGGAGACUUCUUCUGCGCUUGCCCCGUCCAGAGCUGUGCGUAGAUCAAGAGGUGCCAAACAACGGAGAUGGAUCCCGAGCUCUUCAAUUUCAGCCGCUGAGCCAACACCAGCAGUGGAUAUAGAACCACCACAGCAGUUUCAAGAUCCUUCAGCAGAUGUUGGCACUGCCUCUGACGCGACUGCAGUUCCAGAAGGCCGCGGUGCAGCUGCCCGGACCGAGAAUGCUGAAGAUGGUACAUCCGAGUCCUCGGCUUUGAGUUCAUUAUCAGCCACCCCAGACCCCGAAUCGACCCCAGCGACCAAGAAUUCUGCAAGAGAAUCAAGCCCAGCACACUCUGCAACGAAUUCUCCUUCCAUAGAAAGGAGUUUGCGCAGACGCCUUCUUGAAGGCACGUCUAACCCCGUCUCUCCACGACGAGCAACUCGACUCACGUCCGCUGUCGACCGAUUGAGGUCAGAGCCAGUGAGCGAAGCCGAGUCAACGUCCACAUCUAUAACGAGUGAUUUAUCGAAAUCAAGGUCACUACACAGCAUUCCCAGAGCAAUCGCGACGGCGGCCGUCCCAAGGCGCAAAGGUCGACUGUUUGAAGGCAUGGUCUUUGCCAUUUCGCUUGUUAUCAAAGAGGAAAAGGAAACACACAAGGAUGUGAAGCUUAUGCGUGACAAGUUGGAGCGCAAGGUCGAGCAAGCUGGUGGCCGCGUCUUACAAAAGGGCUUUCACGAGCUUUUGCAAACCGCACUCCCCGCGCAAUCUACGGCACACAAAGACGUGGAAGCUCUUCAGUUUCAACCGGGUGCUACUGACUACACUUUUGCAGCAGUCAUUACCAAUGGACACUCGCGCAGCUUCAAAUACAUGCAGGCUCUGGCAUUUGGGAUCCCCUGCUUACCGCAGCAAUGGCUCACAGCAUGCAUCAACCACAGCCAAAUUGUCGACUGGCGACCGUACUUGCUUUGCUCGGGGACAUCAACGGUGUUAGGCAAUACGGCGCUCUCUCGCUGGCUGCCUUCAUACUCUGCCGUGGACGCUAGCCUAGUGGAAACUUUGAAGCAGCGGGUGCGCAUCAUGGAGGGCCAGACGGUGCUCAUGGUUGCAGAUGCCGGCAAGAGUACCUCGCCGGAGACAGUCUCGUCGCCAGCAUUUUUAUCGCAAGGCCUCGGUGCCGUGGUUACAAAGGUCGCCACUGUAAGGCAGGCGAAAGAUGCCUUGAGAAGAGCAGAACAGACAGGACAACCGUUUGGUUGGAUAUGUGUCGAGCAUAGCACAGAGAAAGUGGGCUCUCUUCUGCCAUCGGCCAGGACUGGAAGCAAGAAGAAGAAACAAAAGGAGGCAGACUCUGGUCUACGGCUGCUCCAUGAUGAACUUGUCAUACAAAGCUUGAUUCUUGGACGGCUAGUUGAGCCUGAUGAAGAAAAGGCCCUGUAAAGUUAGGAAUAUGGGAGGCGUUUGAAGACAUGUAAAACUUUUUGGGUAGGGAUUUUACGAUAUUGGCGUUUAGGAUACAAUUUUGUAUAAAAGAGAUAGGCUAAUACGACGUACAUAUGAUACCACACCAGAGAUCAUCAACCAGCGAACCCUCACCGUACUUGGCGUAGAACAAGCAACUCAGCUCGUACCAGAGAUCCAGCCGCCUA
This is a messenger RNA of [Torrubiella] hemipterigena, 3486 nucleotides long. Lineage: Eukaryota; Fungi; Ascomycota; Sordariomycetes; Hypocreales; Clavicipitaceae. The record is from the annotation of a GenBank genome assembly.